AUGGCCGAGCCGAGCUGCCCGCCGCCAGCCACAGGCAUGGUCCGCGUCCUGCUCCAGCUCGAAGGCCUCUUCCUCCUCGUUGCCUGCCUCGUGGGCUACGCGCGACUCGAAGGCAAUUGGAUCGUCUUUGCAUGCGGCUUCUUCGCCGGCGACCUCUUCUCGGUCGCCUACGUCGGCGGCAACUGGCUCGGCGCGAGCGUCUACAACCUCUCGCACACGCUCGUGGGCCCGCUCAUCGUGCUCGCGAUCUACGCGGCGCUGCCGUCGUCGCCAGUAGGCGUGGCCUACGCAGGGCUCAUCUGGAUGGCGCACAUUGGCUGGGAGCGUUCGCUCGGGUACGGCCUCCGGUACCCCAAUGGCUUUCUCGCGACGAGCAUCACGGUCGAUCAAGACCCGACGACGUACUUUAGCAAGCCACAAGAGGCGAACGAGACCCCCGUCGUGUCGUACAGUACGUUCCAGCCCUCCGUGUAA
This is a messenger RNA of Saprolegnia parasitica CBS 223.65, 474 nucleotides long. RefSeq lists its product as hypothetical. The record is from RefSeq and is a predicted model, not a curated record. Lineage: Eukaryota; Oomycota; Saprolegniomycetes; Saprolegniales; Saprolegniaceae. The coding region runs from base 1 to 474 and encodes 157 amino acids. The transcript has a single exon.